AUGGCUCAAUUAAUUGUAUUCAUACGUUUCGAUCGCAAUGAUGAAAUUAUUGAAGAGUUUUUGUUUUGUAAGCCUUUACAAACCCACACAACAUCAGAAAUUAUUUUUACAACCAUUAAUGAAUAUUUGAUUGAANUCACAGUAUUAUGUAACGAAAUGGGCAGUACUCAUAACUCUCUUCUUCUCCACACAGAGGUAAGGUGGCUUUCACGAGGAAAAGUCCUCACCAGACUAUUCGAGCUAAGGUCAGAAGUUUUAUUAAUUCUGACUGAUAUUGAUGAAGAAAAGUCCAAAUUGUUUUGUGAUGUCGAAUGGCUGUCAAGACUAGCUUACAUGGCUGACAUAUUUGACCGUUUAAAUAUUUUAAAUUUAAGUCUGCAAGGAUCAAACACAAACAUGUUUUAUACUAGUGAUAAAGUUAAUGCAUUUGUGAGAAAGUUGGAUUUAUUUAUUUCGCAAGUAUCUAAGAAUGAUCUUUCAGCAUUCGAGACACUUAACACAUUUUGGAACGAUAACGAAGUUCAGCCAAAUUCAAAUAUAAUUACAGACAUUUCGGAACACCUACAAUCACUAAAAUCCAAUGUUUUACAAUAUUUCCCUGAGGAUAACUCAGAAAUGAAAUGGAUCAUAAACCCUUUCGUAGAUGAUUAUAUUAAGAAUAUUCCAGAUGGCAUUUUGGCAAAAGAAUUAUUUAUUGACUUAACCAGUGACUCUACCCUAAAAACCGCUUUCAAUAACAAAAAUAUCACUAAUUUUUGGCUGGACGUGAAAAAAGAAUACUCGGCAUUGUCCACACAAGCUUUACAGUUUUUAAUCCCUUUUGUAUCAACAUAUCUGUGCGAAAAAACAUUUUCUGACUUAUUGUACAUAACAAAUAAAUAUAGAAGUAGAUUAAACGUAGAAAGUGAUUUAAGACUUAAAGUUACCAAUUUGGAGCCCGAUAUUGAUGUCAUC
Messenger RNA from Cinara cedri, 954 nucleotides. The record is from the annotation of a GenBank genome assembly. Lineage: Eukaryota; Metazoa; Arthropoda; Insecta; Hemiptera; Aphididae.